ACUUAACAAUGCUAAAUAACUUCAAAACUAAAUAAAUAAAAACAGAAGAAAAGGAUCGUAUAAGAGAAGAAUAGCGCAGAGCGGUUGAUCUCUGGGAUUGAAGAAAGAAAGAUCAAAGAUGAGAGUAGCGCUCUUCCUUUCGAUUUCAUUUUCUCUGUUUCACUUUCUCUUAGCCGAACAAGUCUUACAGUUUCACGUCGGAGGUGGCUCAUUUGCUCGAAGCUCUCGUGAACCAAAAUACAAUAUCAAAUUUCAUUCUGAAGACUCACCAUAUCAUCCUGAAGAUGACCAAGAGUCUGUGGUGAUGCCCAAUAACAAUGGGCAGAAUUACUUAUGUUACUUACCUAAGGUAGAAAAAGUCAAGAGUGGAAAGACGGUUACGCAGCAUAAUAUCAGCAGCAUGAUAGUAGAGAGUGAGAAAAGGAUUAAGUUGAAGACACCAGAUGAGUUGCUUGAAGAACUCAGGGAUCGAUGCUUUGUUAGACAAGAAGGUUGGUGGUCAUACGAAUUCUGCUAUCCAAAAAGAGUACGGCAACUUCAUUUGGAGGAGGAAAAGGUAGUUCAAGAGUUCAUUCUCGGUGAGUAUGAUGCAGAGGCUACAGCCGCUUACAAUCAGAAUCUCUCAGACAUAUCAACACUUAAGGACCCUCGCUCAAAAGAUGCAUCCCAAAGGUAUCAUGCUCAUCAAUAUACAAACGGAACCUUAUGUGAUCUUACAAAUCAACCACGAGAGACUGAGGUAAGAUUUGUAUGCUCAGAACCGAGAGCUAUGAUAAGUUCCCUUACAGAGCUAUCUACUUGCAAGUAUGCACUUACAGUUCGAAGCCCAAUGCUGUGUCAGCAUCCCUUGUUUCAAGCUGAGAGACCAGUGUGGUACACCAUUCACUGUAACGAGCUUCCUAAGGAUAAGGAAACUAGAGUGGCCGAAGAGUUCCAGAAGAGUAAGCAGAUUGUUACAGUUGCUGAGGACGAAGAUACAUCUAACGAUUUGUCUUGACCGACAUAAAACAAAUGUGUAUACACACACAAGAUCUUUGCUGAUGUCAAUCAAAAUGAGGCCUACAUAAUUUGUAGUUGUCUUACUUUUCAACUAGACAGAUCCUAUAUAUUUUCAGGAUUUGUAUAACCUGUCUGUGUAGUAUGUAGUUGCCAUUUAUUUGAGAGAUCAUUUUGAAAGAAGAAACUAAGUAGAGUUGUACAUGAAAACCGAUGCUUGUCAAUCUAUGUUGCCCAUUUGGCCAGAAAAAUAUGUGCUUGGUUUUGGAUAUGUAGUCUGUAAUUUUGUCACCUGGCCUGAGCAAUUGGUGGAACUAACAAAAAAAAAAAAAAAAGAAAUAGAUUACAAGAUGGGUAUUUAUUUAUU
This is a messenger RNA of Cannabis sativa, 1363 nucleotides long. Its product is annotated as protein OS-9 homolog. The transcript has 8 exons. Gene Ontology annotation, biological process: retrograde protein transport, ER to cytosol; endoplasmic reticulum unfolded protein response. NCBI's taxonomy places the organism in Eukaryota, Viridiplantae, Streptophyta, Magnoliopsida, Rosales, Cannabaceae. The record is from RefSeq and is a predicted model, not a curated record. The coding region runs from base 119 to 997 and encodes 292 amino acids. Gene Ontology annotation, cellular component: endoplasmic reticulum lumen.